AUGAUAUGACUGAAAGACUCCUUUAUAUAUUUAAAAGCAGAAACACACAGCAUUGUUUAUAAUCUGAAUUUAAAAGUAUUCACGCAUGAUUAUACCUCUAUUAUUUGACUCGUAAAUCAGGACGUAGCUUUUAUUUUUCAAAUAACUUCAAAUGUAUCAUCUCUGAUUUGGCAACGCAUCACGGUUACUGAUCUGACCUACUGCACUUGCCGUAGUUAGAUUUCAAACAUGGCCGACGUCCGCACCUGCCCCACUACAGACUGAAUCAUUGGCAAUAUACGACCAUCAUUCAAACUAAUCUCUUCACGUGUCUGUGUUCUCUCUUUGUGUUUUGAAAUUCUCAGCCAAGUUAACCCAAAUUAGCGCAAAACGUGGUUGGACAGAGGUGGCGAAGUAGAGUGAAAAUGCGUGCCAGGACCACAGCAAAGUACGCGGAGGAAAUUUGUGCAACAAAAGAGGAAAAGGACCGUCUACAACUGGAAACUCCUUGGCAGCAGCCUCGUGUUGUGUUAAUCAGAGCAGAUAUCAGUGAAUAUUUUGGUCCUGAGCAGCAGAAGCCAGAGCGCCUUCACAUUAAAGAGGAAGAGGAGGACAAAGAGCUUGCCCACUUUGUGCAUCCUGUCAUCAAAACAGAUGACGUGGAGUCGGAGCAAUUUCACAUAAAAGAGGAGGAAAAAGACCUCUACGACAUUAAAAAGGAGAAGGAAGAAGAGGAUAUCUACAGUGUGCUCUCUUUGAAGAGUACCGAUGAGGGUCGUCGUGAGAUGAGCAAAGGGGCGGAGCCUCCAAGAAGCAGCUUAAGUCAACAAAUGACAAGAGGAAAUAACGGAGAGCACUGUGGAAGAUUGCAAGCAGACGGCCUCUUAUCGCCAGCAUCAGAUUGUGAUGACAUGUCACAUGCUCCUAGCGCUGAUGGUGACUGUGAUAUUGUAUACCAGUCCGAAAGCAAACAAUGGAAAUGUUCUCGGUGUUGGAAAAUGUUCGCUCAUAAAACGAGUUUCAAACGACACGUACUAAUACACACCGGUGAGAAACCUUUUUGCUGCUCGGUCUGUGGCCAAACAUUUUUUCAGAAAGGAAACUUAAACCAGCACACAAGAAUCCACACUGGUGAGAAACCAUUUUCCUGCUCGGUUUGUGGCCAACGAUUCUCUCAUAAGGGACACUUAAAAGCACAUACAAGAACACACACUGGUGAGAAACCUUUUUCUUGCUCAGUUUGUGGCCAAAAUUUCUCACAGAAGAUAGGCUUAAAUAAACAUGCAAGAACACACACUGGUGAGAAACCAUUUGCUUGCCCAUUUUGUGGCCAAAGAUUCUCGGAUAAGGCAAACUUAGAAAAACACAGAAGAACCCACACUGGUGAGAAACCCUUUUCUUGCUCUGUUUGUGGCCAAAGAUUCUCUCACAGGGGAAACUUAAAAAUACACACAAGAAGCCAUACUGGUGAGAAACCCUUUUCCUGCUCAGUUUGUGGCCAAAGAUUCUCUCAGAAGGGAAGCUUAAAAUUACACACAAGAACCCACACUGGUGAGAAACCUUUUACCUGCUCAGUUUGUGGCCACAGAUUCUCUCAGAAGGGAGGCUUAAAAAUACACACAAGAACCCACACUCGCCAAAAGCCUAUUUCCUGCUAACUUUGUGGACAAUGAUUCCCUCAUAGGGGAGCGCGCCCCACUAUUUGAGAAGCACUGGCCUAGGUGACUGAUUCACAAUUUGGUUUUGUCUGAUAUCAGAGAUUAAAUAAAGAAAACCAACUGGCUGA
This is a messenger RNA of Syngnathus typhle (broad-nosed pipefish), 1765 nucleotides long. RefSeq names its product zinc finger protein OZF-like. Lineage: Eukaryota; Metazoa; Chordata; Actinopteri; Syngnathiformes; Syngnathidae. Gene Ontology annotation, biological process: regulation of transcription by RNA polymerase II. Gene Ontology annotation, molecular function: RNA polymerase II cis-regulatory region sequence-specific DNA binding; DNA-binding transcription factor activity. The coding region runs from base 405 to 1637 and encodes 410 amino acids. The transcript has 2 exons. The record is from RefSeq and is a predicted model, not a curated record.